AUGAAGCACACCUCAUUUGAGUCGGCCUACAUGGCCCUAGAGGAUUUUAUUGAGAAACCUAGUCCUCCAGUGUACCAGACGCCAUCUGCGCGCUCACGGCCCCUGCAAGCCUUCACUGCCUUUCCCAAGGACCACACCAUCAUUCUAGGCGCGCGGCGGAUACCGCCCGUCACCACCCCGCUAGGCAACGGCAACCAGCACGUGCAGGUCUUCUCCUCCACCGGCUUCCGCAACGUCGCCGUGACCGAGUACAGCGAAAGGUGGCCCGCGACCCCCAACUCCAAGAAGCUCAUCCGCAUGGUGGAUCGCACCGAGGAAUGGGUCGACACUUUUCUCCAGAAGCGCGCCGCGGACCCAGCCGUCGCCGAGGCCGUCGCCGUCUUCGCCCCCAUUCCCCCGUCGAGCGUCCCAUACAGUGGCAUCGCCCUCGGAGCCGACCUGUGCCUCAUCCCCUUCAUCAACGACAACUCGGACAACGGCAUCGCCCUCACUUUUACCCUAGAGCCUCCUACCACACCCCCGCCGUGCGGCAUCCUCGGACCCCCGAUGCCUGGCUGCACGUGCUACACCUGCACCAACCAUACCCAGGCCUUCAUCCGCCACCUUCUAAGUGCAAACGAGAUGCUCAGUUGGACCCUCCUCCAGAUUCACAACCAUCACGUCAUGAGCGAGUUCUUUGCGGCCAUCCGCGCUACCCUUGCGCAGGGCGAGGCCGCCUUUGAAGAAGCCCGCGCCAAAUUCUCUGCCGCCUACGAGUCGGAACUCCCUAUACCCACUGGUCAGAGGCCAAGGGCUAGGGGCUACCACUUCAAGAGCGGGCCCGGCGAGAAGAUCAACGAUCCCGCGUGGUCCAAUGAGUUAGGCGAGGACGCCUAG
This is a messenger RNA of Parascedosporium putredinis, 876 nucleotides long. The record is from the annotation of a GenBank genome assembly. NCBI's taxonomy places the organism in Eukaryota, Fungi, Ascomycota, Sordariomycetes, Microascales, Microascaceae.